AUGUCGGACCAAGUAUCGUCCCAAGAUACAUCGUCGGGUCUCCCCAUCAAGACCCUUCGAGAAGUCUACGACCUGGUCGACUGGGCCGAGUCGCUCCGCACUCACCUCGACGAGCUCGGCGUCGACUACCUGCUCGACAACCAGCCGGACCCGGCCCUGAAGCGCGACGACGAAGAUGACGACGACAACAAGGUCGUCGACCAAAGCGCCAGCGUCGCCGCCAGCGCGCGCAAGCACCGCAAGAAGAAGCGUCGCCAGGACGUCCGGAUCGUCACGGAGCUGAUCCGCGCCUCGGUGCAGCCCGCCGCCGCCGUCCUCCAGGACAACGGCUACGCGCUCGACGCGCCGAUGCAGCCGCGCGGCCGCUUCGACGCCGUCAUCUACGCCAUGCAGCAGCACGCCUGGCGCUCGGGCCUCGUGCGCGACCUGGUGCUGCGGCUGUGCGUCGUCGACGCCGACAGCUGCGACACGCUGGCCGCCUACCAGGGCGAGCUCGUCGAGCUGCGCCGCCGCAUGCACUGCGCCGGCUGCUACCCGGGCGACGCGCACUUCAUGUGGGCCGCCGUCCUGGGCCUGCGCCUCGCGUACCCGGCGCUGUUUGCCGAGCUCGACGAGCGCCUGCGCGCCCGCGAGCUGGACCUGCCCAGGCUGAUGCAGCGGAUCGCGCGCAAGGCCAUCAAGGAGACCGUCGUCGUGAGCCCGAGCAAGGGCACGCCGGUCAGGGAGCGCCCGUGA
Molecule: messenger RNA, 735 nt
Organism: Thyridium curvatum
Lineage: Eukaryota; Fungi; Ascomycota; Sordariomycetes; Thyridiales; Thyridiaceae
Exons: 1
Coding region: 1-735 (244 amino acids)
Source: RefSeq, a predicted model, not a curated record